This is a messenger RNA of Carassius auratus (goldfish), 1284 nucleotides long. RefSeq names its product claudin-9. Lineage: Eukaryota; Metazoa; Chordata; Actinopteri; Cypriniformes; Cyprinidae. The coding region runs from base 72 to 725 and encodes 217 amino acids. Gene Ontology annotation, cellular component: bicellular tight junction; membrane. The transcript has 2 exons. Gene Ontology annotation, molecular function: structural molecule activity. The record is from RefSeq and is a predicted model, not a curated record.
CAACAACAGCACAACACUCACACAGACGCUCCUCAGACACUAGUGAAUAAAUCAUUGGUUGACGAUCAGUCAUGGCAAACACGGGUCUUCAGGUGAUGGGUCUGGUCCUGGGCGUGGCAGGCUGGGCGUUCGGGAUCCUGGUGUGCGUCGCCCCCUGGUGGCGUGUGUCGGCGUUCGUGGGGGACGAGCUGGUGGUGUCUCAGGUGCUGUGGGAGGGGCUGUGGAUGACGUGUCUGUCGCAGUGGGGCCGUCUGCAGUGUAAAGUCUAUGACUCCGGCCUCGCCCUCUCAGGCUCCGCCCAGAUGUGCCGCGCCCUGUGUGUGCUGUCGCUGCUCCUGUGUCUGCUGGCGCUCAUGCUCAGCGUGACCGGGCUCAAGUGCACGCGCUGCCUGGGGGACGCGCACGAGACCAAAGCGCGACUGGGGCAGGUCGGCGCAGCGCUCUUCCUCGCGGCUGCAUUUUUCUUCCUUUUGCCGGUGUGUUGGACAGCGUAUGUGGUGAUACGAGAUUUCUACGACCCGAAUGUCGCCGCACCGCUUAAACGAGAACUCGGACCAGCGCUCUACCUGGGAUGGGGCGUGACCGUGCUGAUGCUGGUGGGCGGGGCUUUGUUGUAUUUAGGCUCCGCCUCCCCUGGAGUUCCAGCUGUGCCUGUUUUCGGAAAAGGCGCCAAAGGAAACCCUCCAUCCACAGCAGAGAUCAAACCAGAGAAGGUCUUUGUGUAAGACAGCGUAAAAGACACCAGCCUGGAUAAACUGUGUCCGUGUGGUCUCCUUUAAUCUGCAGAAAUAUUAUCAUUUACUCAAUAUUUUUUCUGUGUAACACAAAAGGAGAAUUUGCAUAAUUAUAGAUUUCUUGUUUCUUCUUUAUUAUCCAUUUUCAUAGACAUUUGUAUUUGGUUUUCAAUAUGGCACAUUAUAAACAUACAGUAUACAGCAUAUUCACAACACAAAAAGAGUUAUAGAUGAUGUUAGGAUACUUUUGUGACACUUUUAAAAUUAAAACUCGACAACUUGUCUUAAUGUGGAAAAGAGCUGUCUAGUGCUUUUCAUGUGCAAGGAUGAAACAAAAUUGCUUUAGAACAACUUGAAGGUAACUGACGUCAUUUUGUUUUCAGAAAGUCCAUUUGGAUAAGAAACCUGAAUCCAGCAUACACUGAAUUGUGUAUUUGAAUACAUUUACAAGACUUUAGAAGCUUAUUUUGUUUUCUGAAGGAUUUUGUAUGUGUUAUAUGAAGGUCAGUAGUUAGGUUAUUCAGAUUUUGUUGUUGAAUCACUGCCUCAC